AUGAAUGUUGAUUUGUAUUCUAUAGUUACUGGUACUCAUUUAACAGAUUCUAACAAGUGUAGUGAAAUUUCCAAUUACCUUCUACAAUUAUUAUCCAAAGAUUAUACUGAAAUUUCAUCUACAUAUGAUAAAUUAUUAAAUGAUGAUGAAUCACUACGGAAUAGUUUACACAGUUUCGUUCUAAAAUCUGCUCCUAUCGCUUUAAAUAAUAUUAAUUAUACCAACAAUUCAUUAUAUCAUGUUGGGAAUUUAUCAAAAAUUGCUUUUGAUAUUAAAUCUUCUAAUUUAUUAUCACAUAAAUCUACGGAGUUGGAAGAAUCAUUAACUAGAAUUGUUGAAGAAUUAACAGAGAUUAAUUCGGAAUAUCCUGAUUACAAAUAUUUAAAUUCAUUAUUAAACUUUUUAAACAAUUUUGAAUUGAAUGAUACAAAUUUGUCAUUUUUACUAUCAAUCAAUAAGGUUCUAAACUCUAAUGAUUCUAUUCAAAGUGAAUUAGGUUUAUAUCUAUCAAACAAAGUUAGAAACUUGUUAGUUUCAGUGGAAUUUGAGUUAUUUACAUCAUUUAGUAAUGAUUUUGAUGAGAAUACUAAGAUAAUAGAACUUAUUAAGAAAAUUGGUUUAUCAAGUGUUCAUGAAAUAUCUGUUGGUUUUCUUAUGAAUAGAUUUGAUUAUUUGAAUAAUUCCUUCAAUUCCUGUGUACUCAAAUCAAAUGUUAAUAUUCAAAGAAAUGUGUUUGGUGAUAUUGAUGUAAAUUUAUCAACAUUUGUGAACAGAGUAUUUCAAGAGUUUUUUGAUACAAUAAUAAAAAUAAAUUCACAAGAUAAAUUGGAACUGGAUUUAAAUUUAUCACAACUUGAUGAAGAAUUAAUAAAUUUAUCAAAAUUAUUAUCACCAUUAGGAUUAUCAUUUCAUCAUAUUACUAAUUUUACAUUAACCAAUAUUAUUAAUAUAUAA
Molecule: messenger RNA, 954 nt
Organism: Theileria annulata
Lineage: Eukaryota; Apicomplexa; Aconoidasida; Piroplasmida; Theileriidae
Exons: 8
Coding region: 1-954 (317 amino acids)
Source: RefSeq, a predicted model, not a curated record